AUGAACGACCAAGAGUCUCCAAUAAAUAAUAAAAUCCUCAAACUCAGAGCCAGGGAAAAUCACCAAAAGAACCAUAUCUCAAUUAAUCAGGAGACAAACAAGUCAAACAACUAUCCAGAAGCCAACCCAAGAGACAUUCAGGACAGAAAGCUCCCCAGAGAUAAAUUAUCUCAACAACUCAUAGACGGAAGUCUCCAGGAAAAAUACCGGAACACGAACUUCCAGACCGGAAAAAAUAUGCGGGGAUUAACCCCCCAGGGAGACCAACUCCAGAAUCCACACACGCCUAAUGCAAAAUCGCCUAAAUCAGGAACUACUCCAACACAAAAAGAAACCACAUGCCCAAGAGUCAAGCGCCUAAGCCUCGCCAAAUCUCUUGACCAAAGAGUCCGAAGUAUACAGAUAAACAACAGAACAUCAAGAUAUUUUGACGUAUUCUCGAUAAAUAAUAAGGCGGACCCCGAACCAAGACCAAGAGUUAACUCAGAGCCGAAGAAUAUCCAGACCAAAUCGUCACAAGAAAAGCUAAUAUUCAGGGAAGGCUGGAAUACAUCAGGGACCGAAAAUGACCAAAAAACAGGGAGGACAAGAAUACUAAAUAGAAUGAAAUCACUCAAGUAG
This is a messenger RNA of Plasmodium inui San Antonio 1, 621 nucleotides long. RefSeq lists its product as hypothetical. The record is from RefSeq and is a predicted model, not a curated record. The coding region runs from base 1 to 621 and encodes 206 amino acids. The transcript has 6 exons. NCBI's taxonomy places the organism in Eukaryota, Apicomplexa, Aconoidasida, Haemosporida, Plasmodiidae.